Cylicocyclus nassatus is the source of this 827-nucleotide messenger RNA. NCBI's taxonomy places the organism in Eukaryota, Metazoa, Nematoda, Chromadorea, Rhabditida, Strongylidae. The record is from the annotation of a GenBank genome assembly.
GCCACGAUUGCAUCAGAGUGCGUUUCGCGAACGUUCAGUGCGGUCAGCACCCAUCGGCGAGAGAGUAUUCGCCGCGCGGAGACGCAGACAGCGAACAUUCGCGAAUGUUCGCGAACAUCGCGUCGCGCGCUAUAAAACCGCAUCAGCUGAGCCGUGCCUCACACUGCUCACGUCUUCGACUUACUAGUAACGCGUACAAGAUGUCUCUGUGGUUCCGACCAGCUUCUUUCUUUCCCCGAGUCGUCGAGGAAGCCAUGCGCGACUUUCGACAGAUGGAACGAAUGAUGUUUACUCCGUUAAGUCAAAUUCCUAUCGAAGGAAUGAGCGCGGAGCAAGUUACUGGAGAGACAGUCAACGACGACAAGAAAUUCUCCGUAGCCAUCGAUGUCUCCAGAUUCAAGCCAGAAAAUCUGAAAGUUAACCUGGAUGGCCACAAACUGACCAUUGAGGGCAAGCAAGAGGUGAAGGAAGAGAAUGGCUAUUCCAUGAGGUCAUUUGUUCGAUCAUGGGUCUUGCCGGAGAAUGUCGACCUUGAAGCCCUCAAAUCAUCCCUCAGUGAUAACGGACGCCUUUCCAUUGAAGCUCCUAAGAUCCAGAAGCCAGAGCCAGAAACUGGCAGGAGCAUCCCAAUCGAACGUGUCAGCAAUGCGAAGCCUGUCACCGAGAAGUAAAUGGUUUUAGUGGAUGAUUGCAUUUAGAAACUUGUUAUUUCAAAUUGUUGACUUUCAACGAGUACAUUUUGAUUUUGCGGAUCCUCAUGAAUUUAGUUUUGUAUAGAUGUUAUUCGUUGUAAAUUAUAGAACCCUCAAUAAACAUUGGUAGACGAA